Messenger RNA from Aricia agestis (brown argus), 1090 nucleotides. RefSeq lists its product as uncharacterized. Gene Ontology annotation, molecular function: serine-type endopeptidase activity. Gene Ontology annotation, biological process: proteolysis. The transcript has 9 exons. The record is from RefSeq and is a predicted model, not a curated record. NCBI's taxonomy places the organism in Eukaryota, Metazoa, Arthropoda, Insecta, Lepidoptera, Lycaenidae. The coding region runs from base 23 to 1084 and encodes 353 amino acids.
ACUAUCUUCACACAGUAAAUAUAUGUGUUCGAAAGAUUUGGCAAAGUUACUGCUUUUGUCGUACUUCGCAUUAACUACUAUUCAAAUAAUACGUGCACAAGGUUUCUCUUUGAAUCCAGACAUACGAGGAGCAAACAAGACUAGAGAGUGUUUUGUAAAUAAUACAAAUAACAUAAAGGGAAUAUGUGUACUCGAGAAGUAUUGUACUGCGGAGCAUGAAAUCGCGGGUUACGGUAUCAUUGAUGAUAGCGAAUUGAGAGAAAAGAAACAGUGCAGGGACAACGAAUGGUGCUGCCUUCGUCCGAGAUAUGACGACGACUCGGAGGAACAAACGGACACACCACCUGGGAAAAAAGAAAGUAAUGAGAAUAAUGGCAAAGAAAAUGAAGUCGGCAGCACUAGCACGGCUUGUAUGCCUAUACAAUCAGUAGAUUGCCCAUGGUGUGCUACUCUUCACAAGGGCACACUGAAUGACAUGUUCGAAACAGGGUUGUAUUGUAUGGGGUCUAUGAUCGGCCCCAAAGUGAUAUUAACGUCAGCCAGCUGUAUACUUGGUGCCCAAAACGUUACAAUGUGGGCACAGGUACCGACUUCACCGAAGCCAAAACAGCAAUACGCCAUUCGCAGCACGAAGCUCCAUCCGAAUUACAACACAGGCACCCAUGAAUUCGAUUUCGGUCUCGUGGUACUCCAGGAAGACGUAAGCUGGGGUCAGCAGAAGUGGAUAGGCGCGUGUCUGGGGCUGGAGGCGCCAGUCAAAGGAGCAUGUCUCGGCUUCGGAUUUGACGGGAACAACAAAAUUGUCUCGACCUUGCUGACAUCUACACCUGGAGGAUGCUCUGGCAGCGGCGACACUCCGGACGCGGCGUGCAGUAGGAAAACUGACCGAGAGGACUACUGCAUCAUCGCCUACGGCUCUCCGAUUUAUUGCGAAGGAAGUAACGAUGUGAGAGGUGUAGCCAGAAGAUCGUGCUAUAAUGAUGCAGCCAUAGUCGGUAGUUUAUCUUCAGCCAAAGACUGGAUAACGGCAGAGCUUAAAACGCUCAAUUUGCAACCAAUCAACUAUCUAAUAAAACCUUUUUGAACUAAA